Molecule: messenger RNA, 10600 nt
Organism: Lineus longissimus
Lineage: Eukaryota; Metazoa; Nemertea; Pilidiophora; Heteronemertea; Lineidae
Product: protein furry-like
Exons: 56
Coding region: 41-9217 (3058 amino acids)
Biological process (GO): cell morphogenesis; neuron projection development
Cellular component (GO): site of polarized growth; cell cortex
Source: RefSeq, a predicted model, not a curated record
AAAUGAUCUCCACUUGAAAAUUCGGUAGCAUUGAAGAAAGAUGGCCGAGCCCUCUUCUGGUGAUGUCUCGGCAGCAAGCAGUAAUGCUCCAUCAAGUACAACAAGUCCAAGGUCCAAUAGAUCAUCAGUGUUGUCGACAGCACCUACAUCAGAUGGUGAAGGCUCUCGUGGUGAGGACCCUAGCGCCAGUGAUACGAGUUCGUCGGCAGUCUUGCCAUGGCCUGUUGCAGGACGGAAGUUAACUGGAACGACUGUUGGGUCACCUGACAGUGGCGUCAGUGACACUCCUGGGGAGUAUGUUCUACGCACGCUAUUCCAAGAAUUCACCAUCCGCGCUGACAUAAAAAUACACCAGGUUAUGGAAGAACCCCAGGAGAAAUUGCUCAGUAAGUCUUUGCAGCGAGGUGAAGACCCUGAAUUUGAUCAGUUACUCAGCUCGUUAAGCAGUGUGGCGGAACACUGCCUGCCAUCUCUUUUGGUGACACUAUUCCAGUGGUAUAACAUGCAAAAUCCUGGAGAUGAAUCCUCACCUGAGCAUAGGAACAGGGCGAAGAGUCUUAAAGGGGACAAGGAUUCUGUGCUUUUAGACAAAAGAGAUUUGGCCGUUGAUUUCCUCUACUGCCUGGUGGUGGUCGAGGUAUUGAAACAGUUGUCAUAUCAUCCUGGUCACGAUGAUCUUAUCAAUCAGAUCAUCACACAAGCAUUUAAACACUUCAGAUACAAAGAUGGGUCCCAGAGUAAUGCAAAUGCAGCCAAUGCCAACAUCAUCUCUGACUUGUACGCCGAGGUAAUCGGAGUCAUGGCCCAAAGCAGAUUCCAGGCCGUUAGGAAGAGGUUCUUGGCGGAGGUAAAGGAGAUGAGAUCAAAAGACCAGACGCCUUCGGUAACCCACAGUAUCAUCAGUCUACUCAUGGGCAUGAAGUUCUUCAGAGUAAAGAUGCACCCAAUAGAGGAGUUUGAGGCCUGCAUUCAGUUUCUUCAAGAAUUAGGAAAUUAUUUCCUUGAGGUUAAAGACAAAGAUAUCAAGCUUGCACUGGCUGGCUUAUUUGUAGAGAUACUGCUUCCUGUGGCUGCAGUUGUCAAGAACGAAGUAAAUGUGCCAGUGCUGAAGAACUUUGUUGAGAUGCUCUAUCAGACUGCCAUGGAUAUGUCAACCAAGAAGAAAUACUGCCUCGCACUCUUUCCAAUGGACACAUGUUUGUUGUGUGUCAGCCAGAAGACCUUCUACCUCCAGAACUGGCCGUAUUUCCUGACUAUGUGCCUGGGUCAUCUGAGGAACAAGGAUCCUAAGAUGUCUAGAGUCGCUUUGGAGUCCCUCUACAGAUUACUAUGGGUGUACAUGGUUCGUAUCAAAUGUGAGAGUAACACAGCGACGCAGAGCAAACUUCAGAGUAUCAUGAACAGUCUGUUUCCCAAGGGAUCCAAGGUUGUCAUGCCUAGAGAUAUGCCGCUCAAUAUAUUCGUCAAGAUCAUUCAGUUCGUCGCACAGGAAAGGUUAGACUUUGCCAUGAAAGAAAUUGUGUUUGAUUUACUCUGUGUUGGCAAACCUAGCAAGUUACUCACUCCAGAGCGAAUGAGUAUAGGCCUUCGAGCAUUCCUAGUCAUCACGGACAGCCUCCAGCAGCAGGAUGGCGUCCCACCCAUGCCUCAGACCAUAGGCGUCUUUCCCUCUGGGAGCACCCUCAGGGUCAAGAAGACAUUCCUUAAUACGAUGCUGACUGAGGAAACGGCACGGUCGAUUGGCAUGGCGCCAUAUUAUAGUCACGUGAGGAAAGCAUUCGACUCCAUCCUGCGAGCUCUUGAUGCGAUUGUCGGGAAGCCAUUGUUGUUGACCAGGACGGAAAAUGUCAACAAAGAACCAGACGAUAUGAUAACUGGAGAGAGGAAGGCCAAGAUUGACUUGUUCCGUACAAGUGUGGCAGCCAUCACCAGGAUCAUACCAGAUGGAAUGACCAAGUUGGAGCUGGUGGAGCUCCUUGCCAGACUCACUGUCCAUAUUGACGAGGAACUCAAAGGACUUGCCUGCAAAGCAUUGCAGAACCUCAUGUCCGAUUUCUCCGACUGGCGAGAGGAGGUUGUGAGCGGUUUCAUCCAGUUCAUCCAGAAAGAAGUGAGCGACUCAUUCCCUCAGGUUCUCGAGACCUGUUUGCGCAUGAUGCUGCAGUUACUCAGUCAGUGGAAGUCGAUAGUGCAGGCGAGCCAGAAGGACAAGAUUGAUGAAUGUCUUGUACACCAAAAAGUCAAUCAAUUUGAGAAGAGUGCCCAUGCUCCAGUGCUGAAUGAAGUGGAAGGAUUUGCCUUAGUGAUGCUUUGUAAUUGUCGACCGUACACCAGAAAACUUGCUGUUCAGUUGCUGAAAGAAAUAAGGAAUCUGUGCACUGUACUGGGCACAACUAAGCAGGUUGAUGAUGCGUGUGUGAUUGAUGUGCUGGACAAGGCUUGUCCAUUCAUUGUCGAGAAGAUACUUCCCCAUCUCCCUCCUCAGGAGAAGGCCGCAGUUCUAGCUACAAACAGCAUCGACCUUCAGUGGCUCGCUGACCGAACAUCACCGUUCUGGGUAUCUGGUUACCAUGACAAUAAUGAUUCCAUGAACGCCAAAAACCUGAAUUUCAGUACCUUCGAUCCGUGGGUAACAUGUCUGUCGACGUUCUUGGACAGCAACCAUGCCUUCAGUUGCUGCCCAAAUGCUGUGGCAUAUGCUUGGCCGAUUGUGUAUGUUCGACUUCUGGCAAUAUUCAGCUAUGUUGACCCAAAUAGCCCAUCAGGUGAUACGAGGACAUCCUCCCUGCUGAGGUCAGGGAGCAAGAAGGUCACCAACGAACGAGAUCUCUACAUGAACCUCUGGCACAAUUACGUCGUGAUGAGUUGUUGUGUGGCUCCGCCUAGUGUGAUGAUUACGCAACGUUCUGCCUCGCCAGAGCUGGGGGCAAGUUCCUCCCCAGAGAACUCGAGCAGAGAAGCAGAGAAAACAGACAGCUUGAAGCUAAACGUUGCCAAUGCCAGUAAUCUCUUCAAGUUGUUGGUGCCAUUGAUCAGGUGUGAGGCGAUCGAUAUGAGAGACAUCAUAGCUGAUGGCAUUGGUAGGAGUAACCCGGGUGCUUUCAGCGAUCUGAUGGAAGAGUUGGUACCGUACAUAAAGGAGGCCAUCGACAGGAAACAAGAGAACGUGCGCAGACGCCGUCGCAGAGACAUCCUGCGCGUUCAACUCGCAAAGAUAUUCGAACUGAUGGCGGAGAAUGGCACAUUCGCUCAAAGCAGUUACGCUAUAGACGAAUCUGUGACUGGGGUUGACAGCACAACUGGUGUGAUUGAUAAGGAGUCGCAGGCGCUGGCACCGAGAUUUGUUGAGUAUAUCGACGGUGCUCGGAUGUUCCUGGAGAACGAGGCUGAACGAGACCAGCCAAUCCUGCAAGAAAUCAGGCUACACUUCAGUGGAUUCAUACGUCACUUGAUUCGGCACACGCCAGUUGACACUCGUCAUAUGGUACUGUCACGAUCUCUCCGUUAUAAUCUGUUCUAUCUGUUUGCCAGCUGGAGUGGCAAGUUUGGACAGGCAUUUGGUGCUAUGGACAGGAGAACGAACAAGGAUGACUCAUGUACUGAGCUGGAACUCUCAGCAAUCCAAGCCAUGGGUGCUGUCCUCUGUUGCGGUGCGGCGUUCGAUCCGUCUGGUCUGACAGAGGAGAAUUACGUCUACUCGUGGUUGGAUACACUCCUGGAAUCCCAUGAUGAAAAGAUUAUGGACAGGGUAUACGCUCUUGCUCAAGAGACCAUAGUCUUGCUGUUAGAGUACAACCCUGAUGCUCAGGCUCUGCUGGACUGGGUCAUAGAUCGAUGUUACACAGGCUCAAAUGAAGUUGCGGAUGGAUGUUUUUUGGCUCUUGCCAGGGUCUUUACCAACAGGGAGUACCCAUGUGACCACGUUGCCAUGUUGAAUGUGACGCUACUGAACACAGGGAAUCCUCGCAUUCACAUCCGGGAGACGGCUCUCCAAUUGCUGCAGCUGCUAGACAGGCGCUUUUUCCUGGACGACCUGGUGGUGACCGAGCCGGAGGAAGCCUUGAUCGAGGAGGAGGAAGAUGGAAAGAUGGAGCCAUCAUUACAUGGCAGUGCCAUCCUUCUCGGAGCAACGUACACAUUUUGUCAGAUGGAACUUUCAUCUCAGUUGGCGAAGUUGCAUCCAGAGUUGACGAUGCCCAUAUUUUCAGAGAUCACACAUCGCUUGCAGACGGCCAGGUAUCCCGUGCAGCAUAAUCUGCUCAUGUACCUGCUGCCUUGGCUUUACAACAUGGAGUUGAUUGAUCCCCACCUACCGCUUGGAGAGCCCCUCUCAAACUUCCUGAACAAGUUACAGGACAACCAAGCGGACAUGAUGAAGCCGCCACUGAGAGGUGAAGGAUGGGGCUCAACACAGGCAACAGAGAUGGUCCUUACCAACUUAUUUUUUGCAACGGUCAAGUUUGGUGACGAUCACCAGAAGGCAUUUGAGGUACUGUGGUCAGCCUUAGUGGCGUGCUGGCCUCUAAACCUGAAAGUUAUCAUAAGGUAUUUGAUCAUCGUGACGGGGAUGGCUCCACAAGAUCUCAUGCCCUACGCUCGCCGGGUCGUCAUGUAUUUAGGUCGGGCAAAACCGGAACGCCUGGUCGAUGAGUUAAUGAACGAGAUGCAGACGGUUGAAACGCUGAGCUAUAAUAUUGAACGGACUCAUACACCGCCAUUUUACCGACUGACCAGUGUGAAGAAACCUGUGGGGCAUGUCAUGGAGACCGAGGUGUGCCCCGAGGACAAGGAGGCAGCCCUCGAGAAGGGCUUGCUUCACACAAAGAGACACAGCACUGCUGAGGAGCCGUUGAUCGCACCACGAGCAAACUCGAUGGCAUCGUUACGGAGCACUUCAGCGAGUUGUCACAGUGCCAUGAGUAAUACUACCAAAGAGGAGAUGAUGCAUUCGAUGUCUACAGUAUCGAGUACUAGCAGUGCUCCUGCAGCUUCGGAAAGUUAUGUGAUAGAUGAUGACAACUUUGCCACCCUGCGGAAGGCAUCCGAGAGCAGCAGUUCCAAACACUCGAGUAUCCAGAUCCAGAUUGGAUGUGACGAGUCAGUACCAUACCCAUUGCCGAUGCCAGCAUAUGGAGGAUACUAUGCUCCCAUGUUGGAAUAUCUCCCAGACACACCCCCUAGUCCUAGUUUUCACAGGUGCAAUAUGGCCGUCAUGUUGAUGACAGAUCUCGUUAUGGAUGCAAUCGACAUUGACUGGGCAGCUCAUCUUCCCCUAAUGCUACAUGUGAUAUUUCUUGGUCUGGAUCAUCCCCGAUCUCUUGUCCACGAGAGUUGUAAGACACUGCUGAUGAAUCUUCUGGUCGUGCUGUCGGUCCACGGGAACCACCACACGGUCGCCAGGACGCUACUCAGCAAUAAGAGUGUGAAUGAUAAGUUCUGUCUGACACUACCACCAGUCGCUACAAGGGAAUACAACUUCAUCAAUAAAGGUGAAUCUGGCAGUGUGACAGGCCUUGGUCAAUCUACGUUUAGUGUCAAUAGUAACUCCACCAUCACCCCGGAUAGUGUAUCCAGAGUGGUCGACCUUGACACACUCAGCACCACUGAAGGAGUAGCACAGGCACUUAUAGAAUUCAUCGCGACCAGAAAAUGUCAUCCUCUGUGGAGUUACGAAGAUAUAACAUCAAAGACUCUUACCAUCCAUAGCGCGGAGCAGAUAGAAAGAUUCCUCAAAUAUGUCGUUCAGAUUUUCAAGGAGUCAUUGCCAUUGGCCCAUAUUGAAGAAAGAUGGGGCCAGAUCGCGUUAAAUCUCGCACUCUCGUGUUCUUCUCGUCAUUAUGCGGGGCGAUCAUUCCAGAUAUUCCGAGGACUCUAUAUCCCUCUGACGUCGAGAAUGUUGACGGAUAUCUUAUCACGAUUGGUCGAGACUGUCGCAGAGCAGGGAGAAGAUAUGCAGGGCUAUGUCAGCGAGAUCAUGCUGACGUUAGAGGCGGCUAUCGAUCAUUUAGACUUGGACUUCAGACCGGUUGAUUUCGCAAAGGAGCUGUUUAUGUCCACGCCAAACUUGACCAAGGAGCCCAAGAUUGAUAUGAGAAAGAGUGCUACAGUCGCCCUCCGUCAUCCCGGAGGACACCAUGCCCGAUCGACUAGUCAUACCUUGUCCUAUCACCGUAGGGUGCAUGUGACAACCUCUGUCAUAGAGCCAAAAGAGGCCAGACAGAAGCAACCAGACUUCGACCCUCGACGAUCGACCAACUUGUCCCGCUCUCGUAGUGCCCAUUCCUUGAAGAAUCUGUCCGACCUGAGUACCCAGGAUGACCGCCUGACCAUACUCUCCCAGAUGUUUUGGUUGGCCACAUGCCUGCUCGAGUCUGAUUAUGAAUACGAGUUUCUGCUGGCUAUCAGAUUGAUACAAAAGGUGUUGAAGCAUUUACAGCCGGACAGACCAGAGUGUCGAGAGAAGUUGGACAAAGUUCUCCAGCAGAUGAGCUGGUCGGGUUUCCCUGGGUUACAGGCCAUGCUUCUAAAGGGCUGUUCCUCUGCAACCACCUACGAAUGCACCAUGAACAUGUUGUCUAAGUUGACGCACUGCAUUAACGCCCCAGUAAUCGACCCGAGCCAGAGGCUAGGCUUCCCAAUGCACGUGAUUGCCUUGUUGCCAUAUCUGGUCAUCAACUACGAGAGUCCUAACCAGCUCUGUAAGGAGGCUGCGGAGAACAUCUCCAGGGUAUGCAUGGAACAGUCCAAGAAUUUAGACAACUUGGCCACGGUGAUGACGCUGUAUAGUCGCGGUACAUUCGCCCGGGACAGUCUGCAGUGGACCAAGUGUGUGGUCAAGUAUCUGCUAGAUGUUUACUCUCAGAUGAGUAUUGAGAUGCUGAAGUACUUGUUAGAGGUGUUGGAGCGUGGUCCGAGUAACAACCAAGUAGCAGUUCUCCAUGUGCUCCACUGCAUGGUCCACUACAUUGACCUGACAGGUCAUCCAAUCAACUCGAUUAGUUCAGAGCUGCUCAGGGUGGUGGCACUGCAUGUAAAGGGCCCGCAUUGGAAGGAGGCUUUAAAGAUACUUAAACUGGUAGUUACGAGGUCCUCCACAUUGGCAGCACCUCCGCCCUCCAUGCAUACCAGCUCCAGCAGUGAUCUCAGUCACGUGAGCAGUACUUCCAAGAUUACGUUAGGAGGUUAUACAUCUUUCGCAGAGGCUGAGGUACCUUUUAAAAAGGAACUGCCAGGCAGGACUUUGGAGUUCACGUUUGACCUUUCGCAGGUGCCUGUGAUUGGUCAAGAGGCACCUGAAGACGAAGGCCUGGGUACUUCGACUGUGAGUGGAGUGGUCAGCGAGGCCGGCGACGAGGUGAUCUUGGAGGAAGAGUUUGUGACGGAGGAAGAAGAGAAGAAACAUGUUGAGUUUGUUGCGAGUGCUCAACCCGAGAGUGUUGUGGAUUGGAAGAAGCCAUAUCUUUCACAGGGCCGUACCAGAGAAAGAUUAGUCAGCCUCCUCACCAGUUAUGGGCAGAGAGUUGGAUUGCCGAAGAGCCCCUCUGAUACCGUCAUUCAUAAGGGGAACAUUUAUGCAGAGACGGGCUACUUCUACCCGUUUCAAGUGGUCAUAUUUAGCCAGUCGAGUGAUACGAUCGAACGCCAGCCCAGCAUGUGUUCAAGCAGUGAAGAGACCUCUCUCAAUGAUGUCAAAACGGGAGACGAGAAACAGGAAGAUAACAAUGGCUCAGAUCAGCAGUUCAAAGUCUUCAAAGAUUUUGAUUUCCUUGAUAUCGAGCUUGACAGUCAAGAAGGAGAGACCAUGGACAAGUUCAAUCUUGCCCUGAAGCGCCCUUCCUUUGGUAGUCUGGAUGGCAUCAUGGAGAGUGGCGCGCCAGAGAGUCAGAGUACACAGAGUAGCGUCAGAGAGGAGUCUUCUGAUGAUGAGGCUAGCAGCGCAAGUCCAGUCGAUGAUGUUGUGCUCCAUCACCAAGACCUACCCGGGACCAGUACUAUCACCAUGGACAAUCUCCUCAUCCAGAGAAGCAGACGCCCUUCAAGCCCCAUGUCUGCCUCAUCACACAGUAUCAGUAGCGAUGUCGAUGGGGCCGAUCUUAGUCCAAGCAACGCCUCACCAAGUUUCUCCUUGUUGACGUCGACAUUCUGUCACAUUCAACGUGACACCGUCGAAGAAAUCUGGAGAGCACAUGUGACACAGAUUAUGGCGGAUAGUCAGGGUCACCAUGCCGUCAACUCAUUCCAGCUGUUUCCUAAUCUAUACAAGGAGACAUGUCGUAAACUAAGCAGUCUCACAAGGGAGUCUUGCUACUACCUAUCCAAGACGGAGAAAUUAAAACCAGUCGCUGCUCAAUUUCGCACCAUGCUGGAGAUCCUCAUCAACCAAGCAGAAUGUCCGUUCGUUCAUGUUGAUAGCGAAGUGCUGAUCAGUUGUAAGCUGCUAGAACGCCAUAAAUUCUGUGUCCUUGAAGUGAAUGAGAGCUAUGAGACGUAUCUGAUGAGGAAGGAGCAGGCUGUCGAGUGCUUGGAUGGAAUGAAAUCGUCAAUAAAGUUGCAGUCACUUGGAGAGAAUGUCAGUGAUUUCUGUGGAGAUGAGCAGGCGAAAGAUCUUGGCACCCAAGUGGAAGACGUUGAAAAAAAUAUUGUCAAAGAGAAAAUUGAGUUGUGCAAAUGUCUGUAUAAGUUGCACUUCCAACUGUUGCUGCUCUUUGAGUCCUACUACAAACUGGUUGGAGUCUUGGAACCAGCUGCUAAAGAGGAGCAGGUUUCCAAUGUAUCAGAAGAUGUGUUGCAGCUGAAGCAAGACAUUAUCAAAGUGCUGUCGGAUUCUGACAGUAACCAGAGCUCGCCCGUCAACAUGGACAUCAACACCCUGUCACGCAAUGAAGCGGAGUCCAUGGUGUUCGAGUGCAUCGAUAACAGGGAGAUCCUCAAGGCCGUCAAGAUUAUGAGAGCUAUGAGGUCAUUCUGGCAAGGCUCCAUUGCGGCCGGGUUGGCUGAUGAUGAUUUGGGCAUGCUCCUAUGGAUAUAUUCACAACAGAUGAUGCCAAAGAAACCUAAUCUUCUUGUGAUUGUACAGCCUGACCAUGAUAUAAACGACGUCUGCCGUCAGAUGAUGGAUGUCAACAUUCAGCUAUCGACAUCGAUCAAGCAGUUGGAGCAGGCAGCCAAGGUGGAUCGCGAGGUCAUCAUGAGACAGCCCGAGUCUAGUACAUUAUGAACUCGAGAACAGAAUUUGGUCAGGAAGUGAACGUCGUUAAAAUGACACAAAGAUCAUGAAUGUGUAACUUUCAUGGCCAUGUGAUUAAUACUGACAGAAAUAUAAAAGUAAUUGAAAAACUGAAAGAGGUUCGAGUGACGUCACACACAAAUCUGAUGCAUCAUUUGUUGUUUUAUGUGUUGCAUCGCAGAGGAUGCUGUCUCUGAUGGCCCUUAAAGGGGGACUAUAGGCAGGAGGAGGGGGGGGGGGGUUAAAUUGGUCAUCUUCAGGUGACUAAUAUGCAAAGUAAGGGCACUGGGUCAGGUAAGAUUCAGCAGGUAAUAUAUUCCUUAUACAAGUGUGCAUUGUUGAGACCCCUAUUGGUGACUUUGCAUAACUUUAUCUUGCCUACCUAGCGACUGACUAUAGAGUCCCUUUAACACCAUGAUUUCACAGUUUUUGUCUUGUAGCUCUAAUAUAAUUGCUGCAUACACAUAAGACUUGUGUGUUUUUCAUCGGACUUUUACAGUGCGUAAUUUGAAUCUACAGUGCAGGCUAUCAUAAACUUCUGUCUUAUUUGGGCUUUAAGAGUUCUGACGAAAUUCCAGUGACCUUUUGGCUGUAAAUGUUGAUACUGGUUGAUCAUUCUCAGAUUUUCUGUGCAGUGCUGUCAUAGAAACUGUAGCACAUGUAUAUGUGUUUCCUUAGCUUAAAUGGAUACAAACAUGAAAUCUGGACUUGUAGAUGAUCAUAAUGGCAUCUGACAGCUUUAUUUUGUAGAUAUUUCAUGUUUAAUUUUUGUGCUGUAUAGUUUUUAGCCUGAUUUUGAUGUAACCUGUGAUUGACACUAAACUUUGCAUUUGGUAUAUUUGAGAGUCACUAUCAAAUCAUUGAAAAAAUUGACCCUCGCCUUGCUGAAACAUCUUAGUGCAAUAUGCUUCCUUGUGUACAAUCUAGGAGUUCUGUCCUUAAUAGAGAGGGACAUCGAUUUAAAUGGAAAUACCAAAUUUGGGACCAAAACUAGUGUCCUUUAUAGAGAUGGUGUCCUUAAUAGAGAGGUGUCCGCUUAGGGAGGUUCCAAUGUAUGUUUAACAAGCCAACCUGCUGUGAGUCUUAAGAUAUUACAAUUGUCCAGCCUCUAAAAAAACUCCAGUGCGGUAUUUAACACUAAACAGGGUACAACUAGCUGUUUUUGUCUGUGACCUACAUUCAUGAAUAUCAUCCAAACUGCUUCAAUUACAUUUGUGAUGUAAAAAUGGGGUCGAUUUUUAAACACUUUAGACACUGCACUGCACUGCAGUUUAUAAUGUUUUACGUAAAUUUAAAUAAUCACAAUAUAAAAAGGUUAAAAAAUGUAGCUGUUUAUGCCUUCUUGAAAUUGUUUGCAUCAUCUAUAGUGUAUAU